CAAAAGUUUGAGCCCGCGCCAAGCAUCUGAAGGUUGACCGGAAGGGUGAGUCCGGUCGCGCCGUAGUGACGCCUGGAAGCCUCCCCUGCGUCGUAUUAAGGUAAUAACUGCGCUGUCCAUAGUGCUGCUAUUUGGAGGAAACGAAUACUAACAGUUUAAAUAGACACAAGCUCAAGGAUGUUCGGAGCAACUGCAGGAACGACGCAACCCGCAGCUGGAGGUUUUAACUUCGGUGGAACAGCAGCGGCAGCAGCUCCUGCCGCCUCUGGCGGCUUCAGCUUUGGUGCAACUUCGGCAGCUCCAGCGGCUGCACCUGCAACAGGAGGAUUCAAUUUCGGAGGAGCAGCAGCGUCUACAGCUCCAGCAACAGGCUCAACAGGCUUCAGCUUCGGUGCCACACCGGCGACGAGCACAGCAGCUCCUGCUUCCAGUGGCUUCAGCUUUGGCGCUACACCCGCAGCACCUGCUGCCAGUACUGGAUUCAGUUUUGGCAGUACUAGCACAGCUCCGACUGCUAGCAGCGGCUUCAGCUUCGGCGGGACGUCUACUGCACCUGCUGCGAGUGGCUUUAGCUUUGGUGGCACUAGUACAGCCCCAGCAGCUAGCACAGGCUUCAGCUUCGGCGGUGCUGCUCCAGCUACCAACACGACGUCGUCUUUCGGAUUCGGUGGCGCUACAGCUGCGAAGCCUUCUCUAUUCGGUCAGAAUCCUGCGACUAGCACAGCGACGACAGGCUUUGGCUUUGGAGCUAAGCCAACAACUACAGGUACAGGCUUUGGAUUCGGUACAGGCGCUAGCACAGGAACCAGCGGCUUUGGAACGCCUGGAGCUCCGUCUACGUUUGGUGCUGCUCCUGCUGCGCCGACUGCGCCAGCCCCAAUCAUCCUGGGCGCAGACGCUUCAGUUGCUCAGCUUAACACCGUUAAGACCGCGUAUCAGGACCCAGCGCAGUCGCGGUUCAAGUUCCUCAUGUACAACACUGUGGACCCGACUCAGCGACACCUGUACACUCGACCAGCACACAUUAGCGAGCGUCUGUGGAACCAAGCCGAGCUGGACAACCCAGACCCGCUGAACUGCGCUCCUGUCCCCAUCUUGGGCUUUGACAACCUGCUGAAACGUAUCAAGGCGCAACAGGAACACGCUGAGAAGUACAACAAGUACACGGACGACUUACGAGCGCAACUUAAGGAGAUGGACAAACACACGCGCGCGACAGAGGAGAAGCUGGAGAAAUGUCGUCACGAACACGUGCAGCUCUUCCACGCACUCGUAAAGGUCAUGAGGGACAUUGAACUGCUGCAGAACUACGGCAAACCACUGCAACGCGAAGAGAUGCAGCUAGCGAUGAUGUUAAAGAAGCUGCAGACGUUGCUGGACUCGCCUGGUCAGUACAAGGCCCGACUAAAUGACGCUGUGUCACUACAACGCGUCCAGAAGGAGACACAGCCUCCUCCAUCCAGUCUACUCAGUCCGCAGGACUUGCAGCGACUCUAUGAGUUUAUGGACAAGCAACGACAGGGGCUGGAACACCUCACCAACAUGAUUAACGACGACCUGGCGGACAUUCAGCUCAUCAAAGAAACCUGGCGACGAUAGACGGACAGCUUGAGUGCAGUAGCAACCGCCUAAUAGCUGUAGGAAAGCACAGACUGCAUGCAUGUUCGCAAAAGUUACCAAAUUGUGUGUCUUUUAUUUGGAGUCGCUCUAGACAGACCA
Phytophthora nicotianae INRA-310 is the source of this 1719-nucleotide messenger RNA. RefSeq lists its product as hypothetical. Gene Ontology annotation, cellular component: nuclear pore; nuclear pore central transport channel. Lineage: Eukaryota; Oomycota; Peronosporomycetes; Peronosporales; Peronosporaceae. Gene Ontology annotation, biological process: nuclear pore organization; protein localization to nuclear inner membrane; NLS-bearing protein import into nucleus. The transcript is spliced from 4 exons. The record is from RefSeq and is a predicted model, not a curated record. Gene Ontology annotation, molecular function: structural constituent of nuclear pore. Bases 178 to 1599 code for a protein of 473 amino acids.